This is a messenger RNA of Mizuhopecten yessoensis (Yesso scallop), 3793 nucleotides long. Its product is annotated as peroxisomal membrane protein PEX16-like. The record is from RefSeq and is a predicted model, not a curated record. The transcript has 9 exons. The coding region runs from base 1 to 906 and encodes 301 amino acids. Gene Ontology annotation, biological process: peroxisome organization. Lineage: Eukaryota; Metazoa; Mollusca; Bivalvia; Pectinida; Pectinidae. Gene Ontology annotation, cellular component: peroxisomal membrane.
AUGGCACACUUCGUGGAGAGUGGCUGGAAAAGAUACAAACAGUUAAUCAGCGAUAAUCCCGAGACUUCAUUGUCACAAGAUAGAAUACAGAAGUUUCUCACAGUGCUUCAGUAUGCAGAAGUUUUCCUUGAGAUGUCAGCCGCCAAAUAUUGGAGCGAAACUGGGCGCUGGGUCCUUAUCGUUGCUGUACAUAUAACAAAGUCUAUAUUGCGACUGUUAUUGGUGUGGGUAAAUAAGGCUGGUAUCCAGCCUUCACCUCCCCUACCAGCACUGGACCGAGAGGCUCUCAUACAGACUCAGUACAAGACAAGCACUGCAAAGGAACUUAACGAAUUUGAGGAAAACCUGGAGACAGAGUCAGAGAGUAUUAAAGGAUCAACUUAUAACUUAAAGCGAUCUGGACGGCUGAUUAGAAAAUUAUCAGCAGCACCACCUAUGAAUUUCCGAUCGUGGAAGGUUCCUAAAGAGCAUGGAGUCCUACAGGAUGACAACCACAACAGCCGACUUGCAAUCUACUCUCCGACUUUGUUGUCAUCUCAGCGGAUGUGGGCAGAGACCCUUUAUAUAACACGACCCCUCGCACACUUACUGUCUAUGUACCUGUUUGGAGCCAACUCCUGGAAACCUUGGCUCCUAUCUGGAGGUAUAGACAUCUCAAGCCUGUGUAUGAUGGGUGAUACAGAAAACCUCAAUCCACAUGAGAAGUCUGAAGUGAAGAAACGCACAGUCAUGUUAUUAUACUACUUGUUCCGAUCACCGUUCUACGACCAGUACUCAAAAAUGAAGAUCCUCUUCGCCCUGAACAUGCUGGCAGAAAACAUUCCAGUGGUGGGAAUGAUCUUACGGCCACUGAUUCAAUACCUACCCACCUGGCAGAGGACUUAUUUCUACUUGUGGUCCACGUGAUGUAACAAUAUAGAAAGAAGUUAUCUCCCAUGAUUUUAUCCAGGUGUUUGGUUCAAGAUCAUAGAUUUUAUAUGUACAUGUACCAGGUACAUGGCUGAUGUUGAACAGCUGAAGACUUCCAAGUGAUAACUCAUAGACAAAACUAUGUUUUUCUCAUUCUCUCAAAUUAAGAUAGUCGAGGAUAUCCAUGCAAAAAAUACUGGUUGAUUAUAUGAUAUAUAUACAGAUUUUCUAAAAUUCCUCAAUCUGGACAACAUUGUUUUAAAAUUUACAUUUUAGGCAAUGGUGCUUUUCAGUUGGAUUACUCCAACAGAACAAAAGUUAAACCUAUUCACCCCUAAAGUCACAUUUGUACCUUACCAUAUCAAAGACUCGGCAAGUCCAGUUUAAAUAUGUAGGGGUGAAUGAGUUAACUUUCCAAAACGAAGAAGAUGGUGUUUGUAGAUAAUACUGAUAUAACAAAUGUGUGUAAACUUAAACCAACCUAGAAUUUAUGAUCUUGAAUCCAUAACCACAGAGUUGUUUAUUUACAGACUUUCACAUAUGCAUAAUUUGUUGAUCUCAAUCAUUGUAAUCCAAGAAUUAAUCAGAUGUUUCCAAAUCAUUGAUUUUAAUGUUAAUGGCCUUGACGAAGAAAUACAAAACAUCACUAGAAAGUUACAUUUGUGAGAAAAGGUGAAAAACUUACUGCAAAUGAAAUUGAAAUUGAACUUAUGAGAUUACUGUAUUUGACACAUCUGCAGUCUUGACUGAACAUUAUAACUGUGUAAUGAGGUUUUUCAUCCAGUCCAAUUUUUGCCUUUCACCAGUUAAAUCCAUAUUCACUCGGUGUUAAUUUCGCCCUUCACAAUCUAUAACUGUAUAUAUGCUGUGUGUGUAGUUAUAUUAUGUCAGGAUGAAUUCGCUUUCAUUAAGGAGUGUGAAAAAGUCGAAAGUUCUACUGUGGUGACUUGGUAUAAACCUUUAUUCUUUUAGUCCUGUUAUCCUUUGAUAACUGAACCAAGUUUAGUAUUUCACUUCUUGCUCUUGACCUGUUGCUAUAAAAGUUAAUUCCAUUUAUAAAAGUCUAAAUUUUUGUGUGUGGAAAUUUUAGCAUAUUGACUUCUAUAUUGUUGAAGCUGUGAAAAUUGCUGCAUGAUGUAUCGUUAUGAUACGGGGCUUAUUUCUGUGUAGACUCAGUAAUAGCACAUUAUGAUACGGGGCUUAUUUCUGUGUAGACUCAGUAAUAACACGUUAUGAUACUGGGCUUAUUUCUGUGUAGACUCAGUAAUAUCAUGUUAUGAUCGUGUGGGCUUAUUUCUGUGUAGACUCAGUAAUAGCACAUUAUGAUACGGGGCUUAUUUCUGUGUAGACUCAGUAAUAUCACAUUAUGAUACAUGGCUUAUUUCUGUGUAGACUCAGUAAUAGCACAUUAUGAUACAGGGCUUAUUUCUGUGUAGACUCAGUAAAAGCAAAUUAGUGAAAAUUAAUCUUUACAGUUGUCAUCUUGAAGUUUGAUUUUCAUAAUGCUAGCCAUGGUCCAACUUCUCCCAUGACUGGAAAAUCAUUUAAAGAAGAUUGGGAUAAAAAUCAAUAUGGUUGCUUUGACCAAUUAUUGUCUUUUCUUUCAAAUCACCCACCAAACAUUUGUUCUUUGUACUUUAUAUAUUAGCUCAGUAGUGUCUUUAUUCCUAUAUACAUUAACUGUUCUUGUUGACUAUAUAUAUACAUGUGUAAAGUUUUAAAACCCAUGUUAACUGGCCCUCUUGUUUAAAGGUGAUAAAUGAACAGAGGGAGAUGUGAUGGGUGUGAGUAGAAAAAUCCUUGUUAUACAGUAAAUGUUUGUGGUAUCCUGUUAAUUUCAAAUACUCAUUCCUUCUUACCCAGAUUUUAAUAUUUGCCAGAUAUAUAUAAUGAUAAUAUCAACUGCAGAUGGAACCAGCAACUCCCAGCUUUCGAUCAAUUCUUCGCCUCUCUACUUAUUGAGCGUUUCCCUUUAGCACGAACUCUAGAAGUGACCAUUAUCAUUUAAAUUUCAUUUAAACUGACUAGAGUGUGGAAAAGCUGAAUUUCUACAGUGUAAAUAAUAGUGGAAUUUGGAAUGUUAAAUCAUUCUCCCAAACACUGGCUAGGUAGUAGGACCACAACAUUCUCCCAAACACUGGCUAGGUAGUGGGACCACAACAUUCUCCUAAACACUGGCUAGGUAGUAGCACCACAACAUUCUCCUAAACACUGGCUAGGUAGUAGGACCACGACAUUCUCCCAAACACUGGCUAGGUUGUAGGACCACGACAUUCUCCCAAACAUUGGCUAGGUAGUAGGACCACAACAUUCUCCUAAACACUGGCUAGGUAGUAGGACCAUGACAUUCUCCCAAACAUCGGCUAGGUCGUAGGACCAUGACAUUCUCCUAAACACUGGCUAGGUCGUAGGACCACGACAUUCUCCCAAACAUCGGCUAGGUCGUAGGACCAUGACAUUCUCCUAAACACUGGCUAGGUCGUAGGACCAUGACAUUCUCCUAAACACUGGCUAGGUCGUAGGACCACGACAUUCUCCCAAACAUCGGCUAGGUCGUAGGACCAUGACAUUCUCCUAAACACUGGCUAGGUCGUAGGACCAUGACAUUCUCCUAAACACUGGCUAGGUCGUAGGACCACGACAUUCUCCCAAACAUCGGCUAGGUCGUAGGACCAUGACAUUCUCCUAAACACUGGCUAGGUCGUAGGACCAUGACAUUCUCCUAAAUACUGGCUAGGUCGUAGGACCACGACAUUCUCCCAAACAUCGGCUAGGUCGUAGGACCAUGACAUUCUCCUAAACACUGGCUAGGUCGUAGGACCAUGACAUUCUCCUAAACACUGGCUAGGUCGUAGGACCACGACAUUCUCCUAAACACUGGCUA